AAAAAAACUAAAACCCCAGUUUAGUUCUUGUCCUUAGCACAAAACUAUAUGUGACUACUAUAUCACAUAAGAAAGGAAACCAGCAAGCAUAUUGCUGAAAUAAUACUGUUCACUUGCUUACAGGCAGUAAUGUUCAACAUUUAAGCCAAUCACCUCAAGUCUAUUUAUUGUGUCUGACAGCGCUAAUUAUCAAGUUCUGGAGUGGUGCAGUGGGCAGCAUUGUUGCCUCAGAGAUCAAGGUCCUCUGGUUCAAUCCCAAUCUGGUUUAAUGUCUGUGCAGACUUUCAUAUGUUGUCUGAGGGUUUCCUUCCACUGUCCAAAAACAUGCAUGUAGGCAGCCUUGCUAUGCUAACUUGCCCCUAGGUAUGAAUGAGUGUGUGAAUGUACAGUGCAAAAUUUUAGGCAACCUAUUUUUUUUUUAGUACAAACUUUGUUAUAGAUUUUUAUUUUAUGACUUCUACAUUAUUUAUUCAGUACAAAAACACUUUAGAUUUCCAAACAUUAGUUUUCCAGCACAAAAUUAAAUGUUACAGAAAGAUGUUUGUAUGUCAGUAAAGAAAGCAGCAUAUUAUAUACAUGCACUUUUCAGACAAAAAACAUAAUGAAGGCUGCUGGGUUUUGCUGCAAAAAUAAGAAGCGAGUGCCUUGCACCCAUGGUUGCUGGGAUAGGUUUCAGGUUAUUCAGGUUAUCUUAUUACCUCUUAUAGCACCGUUCCAACAGUCAUCUUGAACAGAUUCUGUGUUAAUGAUCUACCACUAAACUAUAAACACAUUUGUGAAAGCCCCUAUGAUUUAUCUAAGGUCAUUAAGUGCGUCUGAAGCAAAAACUAGUUGCGCAACUUGAAACCCUCCCCCUGUUUUUGACCGUGUGCAGCGUCACAAGAGGCUUAGUCACGAUUUCAUACAAUGACGAGGAACAGCUUUUGUGCCUGCUUAGUAAUUUUGUUGCUGGGCUUCUACGAAAAGGCUCACAGUGGCAAUGUACUGGUGAUUCCUGGUGAAUACAGUCACUGGCACCACAUGCGCACAAUUGUUGAGGAGCUCAUGGACCGGAACCACAGCGUGACUGUUCUCAUACGUGCUGCCUCACCUAAGAUGGAACACGCCCAAAAGGAGCGCUUCAAAUUCAUGUCUUUUGAAAUCAACAUGGAGCAACAGGAGGUAGACAACAUGUGGAAGAACUUUAUCGGUGCAGGGAUGCAUCAAAGUACUAUCAGCUUUCAAAAGUUGACCUUGGUUUGGAACCUGUUAUCUGGGAUGUCUAAUUAUUUUCAGGCUGUGUGCAAUGAACUGGCUGGUAACAGAGAACUUGUGACUUCACUGAAAGAGCUGCAUUUCGAUGUGCUACUGCAUGACCCCGUGAUGCCAUGUGCUGGCUUGAUGUCGAAAGCUCUUGAGCUGCCCAGUGUGAUGUCCCUCCGGGGCAGUUUUGCUAGUUCUUUUGAGCGGCUCUGUGGGCAGAUGCCUGCUCCACCAUCUUAUGUACCUGCAACAGCUUCUCAGGGGCAUCUCACUGAUCAAAUGGAUUUUACAGAGCGUUUAGAGAACAUGCUACUAUACAUAGGACACACGGCAAUGGUCACACUUCCCGAAAUGUUCAACAUUCAUAAACAAUUCAUUUCAGUACAUUUAACUGGCAAACCCGUAACACUAUGUGAUAUGAUUGGCAAAGCUGACAUCUGGUUAAUCCGAACUUAUUGGGACUUUGAUUAUCCACGGCCCCUCCUCCCGAACUUCAAAUUUGUGGGUGGCUUUCAUUGCAAGCCUGCAAAACCUCUACCAAAAGAGAUGGAGGACUUUGUCCAGAGCUCAGGAGAUGACGGUAUUGUAGUGUUUUCACUGGGCACCAUGGUAAAAAGCCUUACCAAAGAGAGAGCAAACACCAUCGCUUCAGCGCUCGGCCAGAUUUCCCAAAAGGUCGUUUGGGGAUACAAAGGCAAGAAGCCAGAAACUCUUGCUCCUAAUACAAGAAUCUAUGAGUGGAUUCCCCAGAAUGAUUUACUAGGACAUCCUAAAACCAAGGCCUUCAUCACCCAUGGUGGGAUCAAUGGAAUAUAUGAAGCUAUUUAUCAUGGAGUUCCCAUGGUGGGCCUGCCGCUGUUUGCUGAUCAGCCAGAUAAUGUCAAUCAUAUGAAAACCAAAGGGGCUGCUGUUAUGCUUGACUUUAACAAAAUGGAGACCAAGGACUUGAAGCAGGCUAUCAAUGAUGUCAUUAACAAUCCAUCCUACAAGGAGAGCAUGAUGAGGCUAUCCCGAAUCCACCAUGAUCAACCGAUGAAGCCACUAGACCAGGCCAUAUACUGGAUCGAGUAUGUCAUGCGCAAUAAGGGGGCCAAGCACCUGAGGGUUGAAGCUCAUAACCUCACUUGGUAUCAGUACCACUGCUUGGACGUGGCUGCCUUUUUAUUCUCCAUAAUUGCACUGGCUGUGUUCAUCUUGGUGAAAAUGUGCAGUUGGCUCUUCCGUAAAUGUUUCAGAAAGACCCCAGCAAAGAGCAAGAAAGAGUGAAGCAUGUGUAUAUGAAUGUAUUAAUAAUUACUGUAAUAUUUGCACUCUGUUAAUUGUACAUGUCCACUUUUAAAUGAUUCUAACAGUAUAGAGAACAAUGCAAUGAAACAGAGAUAUUUCCCUAUAUCAUGUAUAGUGUAGUUUAAUUUCUUUUUUUUAAAUAAAGAUUUCUUAGCUUAAUUUCUGACAUAAUAAAUUUAUCUGCUCUCUUUUUUAAUCAUUCAAACAAACAAAUGAUCAAAUUGCUAACUGUAUCCUUUCCAGGCUCUCCUUUCAUCAUGCCAGCUGCCCCCUCUUGGCAGCUUCUUCUCCUUCCUUGGCCUCUUUGCCCUUUAUUCCAACUUCGCCUCAUCCCAAUUAUACCCAGCUCUUCCCUUACACAUGUGAAACCUGCACCCCAAAACUCUUCAUCCCAACUCUCAUCCUCUUAAUUCCAAUCACUCCUCUAUUAAUCUCAACAGUCUUCUUCACACAUUACUGUAUACAGUGUAUGUAAAAGGUCUACACUCCCCUGUUAAAAUUGCUAAAGAUAAAUCAUGUCAAAUCACGCCAGACCAUUUUAUAAUGGAGUAUGUGGCUGUGCUCAGAAUUAACCACACACAUUCAAACUCACAUUAAAAAAUAAUUAUCAUACACCUGUCAUCAAUGAAGUGAUUCUGAUUAACUCCAAAUAAAGAUUAAAAAUUUCCUGA
Molecule: messenger RNA, 3200 nt
Organism: Pangasianodon hypophthalmus (striped catfish)
Lineage: Eukaryota; Metazoa; Chordata; Actinopteri; Siluriformes; Pangasiidae
Product: UDP-glucuronosyltransferase 2A2
Exons: 6
Coding region: 907-2508 (533 amino acids)
Molecular function (GO): UDP-glycosyltransferase activity
Source: RefSeq, a predicted model, not a curated record